Molecule: messenger RNA, 2822 nt
Organism: Panicum virgatum (switchgrass)
Lineage: Eukaryota; Viridiplantae; Streptophyta; Magnoliopsida; Poales; Poaceae
Exons: 8
Coding region: 398-2599 (733 amino acids)
Biological process (GO): polyamine transport
Cellular component (GO): periplasmic space
Molecular function (GO): polyamine binding
Source: RefSeq, a predicted model, not a curated record
CAAUGGGUGGGCGGCACCGGGCCCGGUCCGGGCCGGUCCAGUCCAGCUUGAAGCCCACUGGUAACAUUAAUUUCCAUUAUGUCUAAAAAAAAGAAUAGAAAAAGAAGAAACGGAAACGAGGUGCAGGGAGACAGCUAGUGUGAACGAGGCAGGGCCCCCGCUCCGAGACCGAGCAGUGUGAAUGGGGCAGGGGGCCUCGAUGGGCAGAGAGGCAGGCAGCGGCGAGAAGCAAGAAGAAAAGCGAGGCCAGCAAGCAAAUCGAGGCAAGAAAGCGGGGGAAGGGCAGAGCCUGCGUCCAGCAGCCCCACGCCGCCGUCGCGCCGCGCCGCGGGUCACCGCCUGUCGUUAGGGAUUGCUGCCGUCGGGCGCGUCGCGCCUCGGAGGCGGCGGCGGCGGAAUGAUGGAGGCCGGCGGAGGGGGAGCGGGAGGGAGGGAUGAGAGAGUGCCGCCGUGGGGCGCGCAGGAGACGCGGGAGCUCAUCGUGGCGCGCGGGGAGGUGGAGCGGGAGGCCAACGCCGCGCGCCGCAGCGCCAAGUCGAUGUGGGAGGCCGUCGCCGCGCGUCUCAGGGAGCGCGGGUACCGACGCACCGCCGACCAGUGCAAGUGCAAGUGGAAGAACCUCGUAAACCGCUACAAGGGGAAAGAAACUUCUGAUCCAGAAAAUGGCAGACAGUGUCCCUUCUUCCCGGAGCUGCACGCGGUCUUCACAGAACGUGCUAGAAAUAUGCAGCGCCAACUCCUUGAGUCUGAACCUGGAGCUUCUGUUAAAAGGAAACUGAAGCGACCUAGUGGUGACCGGUCAUCUGGGGAGUCUGACGGUGAGGAUGGUGGUGUAGAAAGCCAAGAUGAGGAACCGAUGCACAGCAGAAAGAGGAAAGCUGAUGACAAGAAGCAGCAAUCCCAAAGAAUGCCAGAGAAGUCAAGAACAGGCGUUUCAAGCAUCCAUGAACUGCUGCAGGAUUUCCUGGCACAGCAGCAGCGUAUUGACAUCCAAUGGCAGGAGACAGUGGAAAGGCGUGCCCAGGAGCGGAUUGUUUUUGAACAAGAAUGGAGGCAGACGAUGCAGAACCUGGAGCAGGAAAGGUUGAUGCUGGAACACUCGUGGAUGCAACGUGAGGAACAAAGAAGGAUGAGAGAAGAAGCACGAGCUGAGAAAAGGGACGCUCUCCUGACCAGGCUCCAGGCCGACGCGCCCGGCCGCGCCGGCUUGGAGUGUGCGAACGCCGCGGCGGCGCUGGUGCUCCAGCUGGCCGUGUGCUCGCUCCUGUUUCUCUUCCCUUCUCGCGCCCGAGCUCUCGCGCUCCCGCCCCCUGCCGGCGCCGCCGCGGCCAUUGAGGCAGCGCAGGAGGAGGAGGACCAGGAGUGGGAGGCUGCGCUGCAGAAGUGGAAGACCAAGACGUACGCGCUCUCGGUGCCCCUCAGGAUCGUCGCGCUCCGCGGCUCCUUCCCUCCCUUGUGGAUUAAGGAUUUCGUUGAAUCUCAGGGGAAGAGGCUCAAAUUCAGCCCCGAGCUCCGUGCUAAUUUUGAUGGGAUCUUCUCUGAUAUGUCCCAGUGUAUGGACAAGGGUCAGAUUCAGCCAAAGUCCGCAAUGGCAGCUGAUAUUGUGUCAAUCGGGGACUCUUGGCUCGGCUAUGUCAUACGUAAGGGAUUGUUAGAACCUGUUAAGAACGCUGAAGAGCAGGAUUGGUUUCAUAGCCUGAGUGAUAGAUGGAAGGUUCAUUUGUGCAGGAACCAGAAUGGAGAGGCAGAUCCUAAUGGCUCAGUAUGGGGAGUUCCAUACAGAUGGGGUACCAUGGUCAUCGCGUACAAGAAAAACAAGUUCAAAAGGCAUAAUUUGAAACCAAUACAGGAUUGGGAGGAUUUGUGGAGGCCUGAACUUGCCGGGAAGAUUUCAAUGGUUGAUUCUCCGAGAGAGGUUAUUGGUGCAGUUCUGAAGCAUCUGGGGUCAUCAUAUAACACAGUUGACAUGGAAACAGAUGUCAGUGGUGGUAGAGAAGCAGUCUUGGAAAGCUUUACACAACUACAAAAGCAGGUCCAACUAUUUGACAGCAUGAACUAUCUGAAGUCAUUUAGUGUUGGAGAUGUAUGGGUUGCAGUGGGCUGGAGCAGUGAUGUGGUUCCUGCUGCAAAGCGAAUGUCUAAUGUUGCGGUGGUUGUUCCCAAGUCAGGCAGCAGCCUAUGGGCUGAUCUAUGGGUGAUACCAUGUGCAACAAGAUUUCAGACCGACCAAAUCGGCGGCAGAACCAGAGGCCCAUCCCCACUCAUCCACCAAUGGUUCGACUUCUGCCUACAAAGCGCUAGGAGCCUACCCUUCCGGCGAGAUGUCAUCCCAGGAGCGUCACCACUGCACCUGGAGAACCCUGUGCCGGAGGUCCCUCAAGAUAAGAACAAGAGGAAGCCAAAGCUGGACACGAACCUCGUCAGGGGAGUGCCUCCGCCUGAGAUCCUCGAGAAAUGCGAGUUCUUGGAACCCCUGUCCGGCAAGGCGCUGGAGGAUUACCAGUGGCUGGUGUCGAGGAUGCAGAGACCACGGCCUGGUCUGUUCGGGACUGUGUUGCAAAAGAUAUCAAGUGUAUUGGACCUGAAAUCAAGAUUUUAGAGCGCGUGUACUGAACUUGGCCAAGUUGUUUUUUCCCCUGUUGUAGCGUUUGUCGUUGUCAAAUUUUGUGUUGGGUCAUUGACGCUGAGCAGUCGUCUGAGAGGCGGGCGUUAUAGCUCUUAUAUCGAGAUUGUGCCGAACAAACUGAUGCCGAGCCAGGAACGGCAGGCUGAAGGGCGCCUUAUGCCCUGCUUCUGAUCAGAAACGUUCAGUGCUUCAGAUA